AGUUAGCUGAAAACAAUAAAUAGCCAAUGGGUAGUUAUAUUACAAUGUUGUACCUGCUUAUUAGUCAUUACUCAUUAGAUAUGUCAUCUACAAAUCACAAAUGAAAUUAAUUAUGUAAAUUUCGGUGAUACAAUUUGUGUUAGUAAACUAAAUAUUUAAUGACUUUUACUUUUUUGAUAAUAACGCUACAAUAGUGUGUAUUAAAACAUGAAAAAUUAUAUUAUAUGUAUGAUACUUUAGCUGACUAAAAAAGAAGUUAACAAUGUUUUGUCCUAAUGGAUCAUUUUUUUAUGAAUGGAAGGAGGGUACAAAUUCAGAAUGUUUUGUGGAUACGGGUGUUGCCAGUAUAAUAUCAAUAUUUAUGAUUAUAUUCGGAACAGCACAAUGGUCCGUGUACAGAAAAUAUAGUACACCUCUAUCACAGGCCGUUAUACCGCAGUCGAAAUUAUAUUGUAUACAGAUGAUUAUAACGUUAUUACUACCAAUACUGAGUGUGGCAAAAUUUUUUGUUGAUGUAUAUCUUUUACAAAAUGGUGUUAUAUAUGGAUUUCAGGCUGUUUACAUGGCUGUAAUGGUUAUUGUGUUUCCUCUUUCUGCAAAACUUAUAUUAAUGGAAAGACAUAGUUUAUUACCAUCAAUGCCAGCCCGUGGACAUGGAUUGGUACUCCUAAUAUUUUGGACAUUGAUUUUUGUAGCUAAAAAUUUAACUUUUAUUACCAUUAAAAAGGAAGACUGGUGGUUUAACAUAGACAGAACAAAUAGCAAAAUUGAAUUGUCUCUGUUCAUUAUGCAAUACACUUUGAGCUUGUUGCUAUUUCUUUUGGGAUUGAAAGCACCUGGAUUAAUGACAGCCAGAGAUUAUUUUAGCUUAAAUAAUUCAUCUGAUUUAUUUUUGGAUUCCGAUCGUACGGAAGAACAAUCAACGUGGAGCAAUGCAAAACGAAAAAUAAAGAUUCUUGCUCCGUUUAUUUGGCCAAAAAAGAGCUUGGAACUUCAAAUUCGAGUAAUUUUAUGUCUUCUACUUGUUGUAGCUGGUCGUGUAGCUAAUGUCUAUGUACCAUUAUACAGUGGCUAUAUAGUUGAUAGUUUAACUGCAAAACCACUUGUCUUUCGAUGGGAUUUAAUUCUUGUAUAUGUUGGGAUCAAAUUUUUACAAGGAGGCCUGAGUAUGGGUUUUUUAAACAAUCUAAGGAGCUUCUUGUGGAUUCGAGUACAGCAAUAUACCAAACGAGAAGUCGAAGUUUCUUUAUUUCGGCAUCUACACAGUUUAAGUUUGAAAUGGCAUUUGUGUCGUAAAACUGGCGAAGUAUUACGUAUUAUGGACCGUGGAACAGACUCGACAAACAGUUUACUAUCAUUUAUUUUGUUUAAUAUCGGCCCCACUAUAAUCGAUAUUCUCGUUGCAGUUAUUUUUUUCUUAUCAUAUUUCAAUUGGAUGAUGGGAACGAUUGUUUUUAUUACAAUGGUCUUGUAUAUAGGGUUGACAAUAACAAUUACUGAAUGGAGAACCAAGUUUCAACGUCGUAUGAAUUUAGCAGAUAACCAAAUGGAAGCACGCAGUGUCGACUCUAUGUUAAAUUUUGAAACCGUUAAAUAUUAUGGAGCUGAAGAGUACGAAGUUCAAGCUUACAAAGAGGCUAUUAUGGUUUAUCAGAAUGAAGAAUUUAAAACAAUGGUGUCUUUAGCAAUUCUCAAUACUGUACAAAAUAUUAUUGUUUGUAUUGGGUUGUUAGCUGGUUCAUUGCUUAGUGUUUAUUUUGUUGUUAAUACUCAUGAAUUAACAGUUGGGGAAUAUGUUUUGUUCACUGUGUACAUCAUUCAACUGUAUGGACCAUUAAACUACUUUGGUACAUUUUAUAGAGCAAUUCAGAAAAACUUUGUUGACAUGGAGAACAUGUUUGACUUAAUGAAUAUAAAACCAGAUAUUGCAGAUGCGCCUGGUGCUAAAGAUCUAGUACUUAAAGGCGGACAAGUAGAAUUUCGCAAUGUGGUAUUUUCUUAUCAACAAGAACGAGCUGUGUUAAAAAAUAUAUCAUUUAUAGUUCCACCAGGCAAAACAUUAGCAUUAGUUGGUCCGUCAGGCAGCGGAAAGACUACCAUAGUUCGCCUGUUGUUUAGAUUUUACGAUGUUGACUCUGGCGCUAUUUUAAUCGAUGAUCAGAAUAUAAAAAUGAUUACACAAUCAUCAUUGAGGAAAGUUAUCGGCGUGGUUCCACAAGACACUGUGUUAUUUAACAAUAGUAUUAAAUUUAAUAUUCAGUACGGAAGAGUUGAUGCUAAUGACGCUGAAGUGAUGAAUUCUGCAAUGUCGGCAGAUAUUCACGAUAGAGUUAUGAAAUUCCCAGAAUUAUACGAAACUCAAGUUGGGGAAAGAGGUUUAAAACUUAGUGGUGGAGAAAAACAACGAGUUGCCAUAGCAAGGACAUUGCUUAAAGCACCCGCUAUUGUGCUUCUUGAUGAAGCUACUAGUGCAUUAGAUACUAAGACAGAACGUCAGAUUCAAGCAGCUUUAGCUAAAGUAUGUGCGAAUCGAACAACAAUAAUUGUAGCGCAUAGAUUAUCGACAAUAAUACAUGCUGACGAAAUAAUAGUAUUGAAAGAUGGAGAAAUUUAUGAAAACGGAAGACAUGAUGAUCUAAUAACAAGGAAUGGCUUAUAUGCGGAUAUGUGGUCAGAACAACUAAAAUCUAGCAACAGUACAGUAUUUUCUGAUAACGUGGAUGAUUCAGCUACCGUAGAAGAUUCCGAAAAUGACCCAUCUGUUGAAAACCGUUCACAUAUUUAGGGAAUUAAUAAUGUAAUAGGGGAAAUUGUAUGGGAAUUUUAGUCAGAUUAUUAUUUGAAAUAUCCUCUAAUAGUUGUGCUAGUUACAAGUUACUAAGUCAAGUAUCUAGUAUUUUUUAAAUAUCUAUUUAAUGUGUUUUAAAAGUAACACAUUUUAGUUUUUAUCUUAUUUUAUCACUUUGCAAAAUGAAACUUACCAUAGUUUAUAAUUUUAAUAUACUUGAGAAUAGUUUACCACUACAGUCUGUAGUUUUAAAAGGUUGCUUAGAUAAAUACAUGUUAUUUAUUUUAUUGACAAAGUUGGUGUUAACUUUAAUUCACAC
Molecule: messenger RNA, 3107 nt
Organism: Adelges cooleyi (spruce gall adelgid)
Lineage: Eukaryota; Metazoa; Arthropoda; Insecta; Hemiptera; Adelgidae
Gene: Hmt-1
Product: ATP-binding cassette sub-family B member 6
Exons: 14
Coding region: 263-2785 (840 amino acids)
Biological process (GO): heme transport; transmembrane transport
Cellular component (GO): membrane
Molecular function (GO): ABC-type heme transporter activity; ATP hydrolysis activity; ATP binding
Source: RefSeq, a predicted model, not a curated record